Nicotiana tabacum (common tobacco) is the source of this 1514-nucleotide messenger RNA. The record is from RefSeq and is a predicted model, not a curated record. Lineage: Eukaryota; Viridiplantae; Streptophyta; Magnoliopsida; Solanales; Solanaceae.
UUUACUUUUUCCGUUCUGAAACAGAAACAAACGAUCAUCAGUACAUCAAAGCGAAAAAAGCAACAGAGAAUUUUUUUCUCAUAUUUUCCUUAACUUUCUCGGGAAAAUGUCAGCUUGCAGUAAAAUCCGUUACAUUGUUCGACUCCGUCAAAUGCUGCGGAGGUGGAGGAAGAAGGCUGCAGCUCGCCGUGUACCGUCUGAUGUACCUUCCGGACACGUGGCAGUCUCCGUAGGUACCAGUUGCAAAAGAUACGUGGUCCGCGCGACGUACCUGAACCAUCCAUUAUUCAAAAAGCUCCUCUCACAAGCUGAAGAAGAAUUUGGUUUCACAAACUCAGGCCUAUUAACAAUUCCCUGCGACGAGACAUUGUUCGAGGAAAUACUGUGUUACUUGGCCCGGUCCGAAUCCGACAAGAAUAACGUCGGAUGUUUCAUUAAUUUUGAGGAUUUUCAGAGAUAUUGUUGUCAUAUGGGAUUAAGAAGCAACCUUGAUUUCUGGGCUGAUUCGAGACCACUAUUGAAUGGCGUCUCCGACAAGUCCAUUUGGUAAUUAAUUUUCCAAUGGAGAUGAAAUAAAGAUACUGCUGAUUUUGACCCGGGUUCGACUCGUCCGAGUUAAUUCGCCUGCACAGUUAUUAACUCACUUGACUCGGUUGGUUGAUGGGUCCAGCUGCGUUUUUUUUUUCUCUUUUUAUUUACUAAUUGAGGGGAUUAUUCUUUGCUUACCAGGACUAAACUUUGCUGGUAAGUUUAAGGUUUUUCUUAUAUGAUUUAACUUAUACAUAUUAACAAUGUAAUGAAUUGUUACAUUAUUAGUGUAUUUUAACUUGUUGUAACAAGUAAUCUGUUUUAUUUUUUGAGUUACUAAUCUAAUUUCAUGAACAAUUAUCUGUAGCUAUCUUUCAGGUGAUCUGAUAGUGUAAACUUAAACAAUCUGAAUACACUAACAGACAGAUCACUUAAAAGAUAACUGCUAAUAAUUAUCCAUGAUUUGUUGAAUUAGCAAACUUGAAAAAAUGGACGGUUAACUUGUUAUUACAUGUGAAUUUAUAUUGAUUGUGUAAAAAUGAUUUACAACGUCAGUAUAAGGUAAAUCCUUUUUAUAAAAAAAAAAAUUGAGGGGGGGAGGGGGUCGGCGAUUAAAGAGUCAAGUCUAUUCCGGAGAAUAAGAAUAAGAAUGAGAAAGAGAAUGAGAAUGAGAGAUGGCAAUUAAGUGGUGGGGCGAGUUGUUUGUUUUUACCACCGAGUCGUCCCGGGUUCGAAUCGGAGUAGAAUUCAAUAACACAGAGACGAGUACUAUAUUACAAAUUGCAAAAUGCAAGAAAGAAAUGAGGCAAGAGUCAAGAGACAAGUGAUGAUUAAUAUUAAUGGAUCACUGCUUCUGUAAAUUUUUGUGUUUUUUUUAUUUGUUUAAUUUACGUGAUUAUUAUUGUUGAUUAUUGAUGAAUGGAAACAUGUAGAGAAAUUUGAAGCGUGUUUGCCCAUUAUGAAUAUAUACAUGUUUUUUUUUUCAA